This is a messenger RNA of Chara braunii, 491 nucleotides long. Lineage: Eukaryota; Viridiplantae; Streptophyta; Charophyceae; Charales; Characeae. The record is from the annotation of a GenBank genome assembly.
GGCGACCAUCGUCGACGAUCGUGUCGGACACGAAGACGGCCGUGCUGGAUACGAUGGCGGUCGUGUUCGACACGACGACGACCGUGUUCGACACAACGUCGGCCACGACGACGGCUGUGCACGACAACGAGCCGGACACGACGACGAGCGUGUUCGACACGAUGACGGCCGUGUUCGACACGAUGGCGAUCGUGUUCGACCCGACGACGAUCGUGUUCGACACGACAACUAGGGUGUUCGACACGACAAGGAUCGUGUUCGACACAACGACCAUCAUGUUCGACACGACGAUGACCGUGUCGGACACGACGACCAUCGUGUUUGACACAACGACCAGCGUGUCGGACACGACAAUAAUCGUGUUCAACACGGCAACCAUCGUGUUUGACACAUCGACGACCGUGUCGACCAUCGUGUUCGACACGACGAUGACUGCGGUGAAAGUGUUCGAGAAAACUAGUUGACGUCACCGAUAAACCAGCACUGGACAC